AUGGCGACGCUGGCAGUAGCCGUCGAUCAACCGUUGGUUCAAGGUCGCACUCGGGGACCAGUUCCGGUGGUGGUGUCAAUUCCACGGCGGACGAGCUCGACAGGGGCCGUCAAGAGGCAGACAGAAGUACGAGAUCCACCAAUCGAGACGGAUCGCCUGGUCGCCGCUGGCAGCAUCUUCCGGCUUGAGCGACUGGGCGACCAGACAGCCUCAUCGACAGCGUCGGAACAAGACGUGGCUGUCGCGGCAGCAAUCGCCGAGGCCGAGGCUGAGAGCGGCGAGUCGCUGCUGGAGUGGGACAUUGAGGUGAUCAAGGCAAGUGUGGAGGGCAGCUGGCGAAAGCAAAACUGUCGUCAGAGGAGCGCAAUGGCUAAUCAACGGGCAACGGCUGCUGGCCCGACAUCUUCGCCGUCGACGAAGCCAACAGCGACGACGAUGACGGCAAGGAUGUCGGCCACGGCUUGCCUCUUGCAGUGUCUGACCAGCGUUCCGCCUGAGGUAGCAGCCAGAGUGGGGAUCGUGACAGUCGGCGUGGUGGCACAGCCGUCGAACGUGCGGAUCGAGCAGGCAGCAACACGGACGAGCUUCGCGCUGUCGGGCAAUUCGAACGAUGCGUACGACGACGAUGAUGAGAUCCAAUCACAGCACGGCGAGAUGCUGGAGGGCUGGACUGGAAGCGAGUACUAUUUCGAGGGAGGUGGCAGCAGGAGAUGA
Messenger RNA from Grosmannia clavigera kw1407, 714 nucleotides. RefSeq lists its product as uncharacterized. The record is from RefSeq and is a predicted model, not a curated record. The transcript is spliced from 2 exons. Bases 1 to 714 code for a protein of 237 amino acids. NCBI's taxonomy places the organism in Eukaryota, Fungi, Ascomycota, Sordariomycetes, Ophiostomatales, Ophiostomataceae.